Molecule: messenger RNA, 4646 nt
Organism: Diprion similis
Lineage: Eukaryota; Metazoa; Arthropoda; Insecta; Hymenoptera; Diprionidae
Exons: 16
Coding region: 43-4596 (1517 amino acids)
Biological process (GO): lipid transport
Molecular function (GO): lipid carrier activity
Source: RefSeq, a predicted model, not a curated record
AUAAAAAGGAAACGCACUCCUAUUGCGAAUUAGUCUUUCACCAUGGGACAACCGUUGCUGCUCGUUGCAGGUCUGCUUGCCUGCUUCGCAUUGGCGAGGGCGCUACCAGGCCUUUUUCCUCGAGACCAAAUCACAACGUACAAGUACUAUGCGGAUGUAAAAGCAGGAAAUAUCGAACCCGUCCCGUAUGCUUCUCAAUUUGUAAUUACCGGUGUCAUGCAUGUGACACCUUAUCUCAGUGAUCCGAGUCUGAAAAAUGCCAUUCACAUCACUCUCAAUGUUACACACGGUAUUCGAAAUGGCGAGAUACAACAUUUCGAAAAAAUUUCGGACCAUAUGCUUCCUGUUCCCGAUGCCGCCAAUGUGAUCAAGGAUCCCUUCAUCGUCAUUUUUGAUGAUAAUGGCAAGGUGAAAGGCCUGAUGGUGCAUAAGGAUGAAGCUGGAUGGUCUCGAAAUAUGAAGAAAUCGAUGGCUUCCAUGCUACAGUUGGACCUUUCCUCGAUGAAUCUUGAAAUGCCCGUGAAGCCGCAUGGUUUUCUUACCAGAGAGAAUUCCAUAUACGGCGAGUGUGCCGUUGCUUACGAUGUUCACCGUACACUGGAUCUUGAAGAGGGACACUUUACUGUGACAAAAAUGAUGAAUCCAUCGGAUUGUCAGAAGUUCGAUCAACAUACCUUCAAUUCCAAGGAGUCUACAGACAGCUGUUUGAUCGAUGAAGAGGAUCCAAUGUCUGCUGCUAGUCGAAGGGUCUUUCACAUAAAACAUACCGGAAAAGAUCUUCUGAUUAAGACGCUGGUGGCCCACGGAGUCCUUAAUUAUUUCCCAUGGAAAGCUCAAACCGAAGCUCACUAUAUUCUUGCAAACCAAUCGAUGGAAUUGAUGUCCUUGGUACCACUCGAAACUAAUUUGGUACCCAAAUUGAACAUGACAGAAAUGGUAUUGCUGAAUGAUAUUGCGUUCGAAAAAUCACACCAUGGCUAUGCUUCUCGUGCCGGUUUGGAUCUUACCCACGGACGUCACGUCGUUAAUGUUGAUGAUAUGGCUAUACAACUAAUGAAGAUGCUGGGGGAAGCUGCUGACUACAUGACAGAAAAUAAUCUGGAUAUGACAUCGCCGGAAAUAAAACACGGGCAGACAAUAAACCGCAUUCUAAACACAAUAACUUACAUGGAUCUUGCGUCUCUCGAACAUGUUUUCAAUAAUAUUGCAGCGGAUUCCUCUAUAAAAGAACAAAAAGUUAGGACAAUCUUCCUGAAUAUGAUCGCUCACGCAGGAACUGAUGCGACAUGCUUAUUUACUCGAAAUGUGAUACGAAAACACAAGGUCACGCCUGAAAUUGCUCUUGUCAUGUUGAGUAAACUACCGUACAAUAUUCGUGUGCCUACGGAAACUUUGUUGGUAGAAAUGGAGAGUCUGAUGACCCUGGAGGAGCCUGGAGAAUCCUCGAACAUGUCACUGGGGAUCCCCAAAGCUGGUAUUCUCUGUUUCGCUACUAUGAUUUACAAGACUUACAAGCACGCAGAGAACUACCAUCGCAGCAUGGAUCCGGAUCUUGUUAAGCGUUAUGUCAAGCACUAUUACGAUCACGUGAUAAGUGAGCCUACCUACGAAAUGAAAAUGGUCUAUUUGCACGCAUUGAGAAAUAUUAGAAUCGCAGGCGUACGGGAGGUUUUAGAACCUAUCAUUCGCGGUGAUUUGAUGGUUUCCGACAGGCCUCACCAUCUUCGGUUGCAUGCGAUGAUAGUCAAUUUGGAGUCAUCAAAUGACGUUGAGUAUAUUCAUAAUCUCUAUUGGCCAAUUUUGGCGAAUACGAAAUUACCUGUGGAGUUGAGGAUUUGUGCGUACGCCAUUUUGAUUAAACAACCACCCCGUAUGGAAAGCCUGAUGAGUCUUUACUGGUUAAUGGUCUAUGAAAAGAACGAGCAUUUGUACAACUUUCAUUACACGACUAUGAAGAGUUUGGCAAAUACAAUGAACCCUUGCUUGACACCCAUGAAGGAAAUGGCUCGCAAACUUUUACGAUUUAUCAGAGUAAGACCAGUGUCUGGCAUUCUCACCGGUUCUUGGGUCGUUGACUUUGAAAACAAGAGGUUCGGCUUCGGGGAAUCUGUGAACCUGAUGAUGGUUGCUGACGAACAUACUGGAAAUCCAUCUUCUGCUGCAAUCGAAUAUUCAACACUUAACCAUCGCAGGCCUGUGAGCCUUCGAACGUUGUGGCUCCGCGUUGAAGGUGUUGAUGAUGUGAUUGCGAACAUGAUCUGGGGCACUGCUAUGGAAAAGCCGUUUAAUCGUGUAGAAGAGAUACAAAAUAUAUUGAACAUGGCAAAUAAAGACAUGCCACAGAAGAAGCCAAUACACAUCGAACUAGUUAUAAUGAUUCAGGACCGUACCGUAUUCGCCCAUUACUUUGAUGCUAAAACGUUACCGAACAUACAGAAUAUCAUAAGAAGACUGGACUCUAACUCUAAUGAGUUAUCAUUUACCCAUAUACACAACGAAUUUGACGAUCUAUACAUUCAGCAAGUACCGAACGACCUUGGAUUGCCAACUAUCUUUUACACUCAAAUCCCCAGCGUAAAGAUGAUGAAUGGAAAGGUCAAACUCGGUAAAAGUAUAAAACAAUCAUACUUGAGCGUUGAAUCUUCCAUAAGAGAUUGGCGGCACGGAUAUUACUCAAUGGAAGUCUACAAUCCGAUAAUAGAUACAUGGCAUGCAAUUCGACGAGUAUCGGCAUUUGAUGUCAGUCUACCCAUUGCAUUGAAUAUCGUUUAUAACAAAGAAGCCAACAAUUUUAAAAUUAGUUUGCCUAGACUGCCUCUUACAGAAUAUUCCGUUUCCGGAAUACGGUCGCAUGUCAAAAACUACGUGAUGGUAAUUGGAGCUGAAGAAGGCGUGCUCGAGAAGCAUUGUCCAAUGUGUCACCCUGCAGAGCUGAUCACCAGGGGCCUAAAGUAUAAGAAAAACAUAAGCCUGGUGAACGUUGACUCUAAAGAUACAGGACUACAUUUCAGCAUGCACCAGUAUGACUGCGAACGAAUUAUGCAUCCAGGAUCGCGAUCUGAUGCGGUCUCGGAAAUCUUCCGCAACGAAAACAGAAACACAAUGGAUAAUUCACUGCUUCUGGGAGUUAUGGCUCUUCGAGAAUUCUAUCUUUAUGGACUUAUCAAUCCCGAGCUUGGAACUUGCGGAUAUCUUGCUAAACUGGAACCGAGUAUCGUCUACCCAACUUCUGUGGUUGAUAUAAAUAUGCGCGUAAACAUUGAACAAGCUGCACAGAAAACGUUGAACUUAUUCCCUGGGGUGAAGAUGAAUUUCCGUGGAACCCUAGAAGCUAAGACUGUGUCGACGAACGUUCCGUUACGUUCUUGGUCCAUAAACGCUAACGCUGCUACUACGCAAGGGCACAUCAAUAAUCAGUUACAAAUUCAGAUGACAAGGACUACACCAGGACAAAAGGAUCUUAAGAUUUGCAUCGAUGGGCACAAAAUUUAUUCAGGAUCAAAUGUUGACUUCUUGGAUCGAAAUCUGACGAUAAAACAAGAAACGAUUGGUAAACUAACCUUGAAUAUGGGAGAAACUGAGGAUUCUGCGUCGACAAUGUGUGUCCGUGAUGACGCAUCGAUAAUUAUAACUAUGAAGGGUGAGAUACCGAGCGAAGAAAUCCAAACGCUGAAGGAUGCAAGAGUUAACGGAAAAUGCCAGAAGGAUAUCGAAAAUCCUGUUUACCUGUAUGCCGAAAGUUUCAUGAUACCAAGGACACGCGCUUGUCUAGAUGAAUCAAUUCUAAACUCUUAUAUCCGCAAAGUCACGUACACUGUGCAAUACAAAAAUAUACCGGAAAGUCUUAAGAGCAUGGUUUACUGGAUGGACGAUAUCAUCAACGUGAAUCUAUUACCGUACGUAACGUAUCACCCAGCCCACACAGAGACUGGAAUAAUAAAGAUAACCACGGAAGUUCCUCUGGGUGAAGAAAUUAUGAAUUUGGCUGUACGCACUCCGAUACACGAAAAGAGGUUCACCGCUGUUCCCAUUGUUGACACAAGCAAGAGAAGCGCGGUUCUGGAUAACACUCGUUUCUCCCAUGAUUUCCUGCUCAGACUGCACCACAAUCAUAUCAAAUUCUGUACCAUUUAUCCUGAGGUUUUGAUAAACACGGAUGGUGGGAUCAUGCCUUUCAUUCUUCCUAGUGAAUGGACAUUGCUCACUAGCGAUACCGCAAGACACAUGUUUUCGGUGUUUGUCAAGAGAAUUGAUCCUGUAAAAAAAAUGGGUCUUUUGAUGAGCGUCGCCAAUCAUACAAUAGAAGUUAUUCCUAGUAACACCAUUCCUACAGUUACCGUCGACGGCGAGGUGAUCGAUUGUGAAAAUGGCAUUUCUGUUCCGAAAGGCGAAGCUCAUUAUAUUUUACGGGUGGUUUGGAGUCAGGAUCGUUUGAUCAUUCAAUCUAAACAUACCGCAUUCGACCUCGAAUGGACUGAAAGAUCUGUUGCUUUGGCUAUGAGCACUUUAUUGCAAGGAAGAGUGGCGGGGCUUUGUGGUCAUCUAGAUGGUACACACGUGGACCGUAAGACGAAAAUAUACACGGUUGGAAAGUGAAUCUUUCACAAUUUGCUUCAGAGACAUAUCGUAGUAAAGUAGAUAAUUUC